GGCUUCCACAGCAAGCGCACUCAGGCCUCACCUGCACCCAUCGAACUUGGGAUUUUGUCACUCUGCGAUCAACCACUUCGACGACGACCAGCACACAACUCAGUCGGUCAGAUACAAGUCAAGAUGGGUCGUCUUCAAGAAUACCAAGUGAUCGGGCGUCACCUGCCCACCGACUCGAACCCGACCCCGAAGCUGUACCGCAUGCGCAUCUUCGCACCCAACACCGUGGUCGCCAAGUCGCGCUUCUGGUACUUUUUGAUGAAGCUGCGCAAGGUCAAGAAGUCGAACGGAGAGGUUGUCGCUAUCAACGUCAUCCACGAGAAACGCCCGUUGAAGGUCAAGAACUUCGGUAUCUGGAUCCGUUACGAUUCCCGGUCCGGCACCCACAACAUGUACAAGGAGUACCGAGAGAUGAGCCGCACCGAGGCCGUCGAGGCUUUGUACCAAGAUAUGGCUGCCCGCCACCGUGCCAGAUUUAGGAGCAUCCACAUCCUCAAGGUUGUCGAACUCACCAAGCCCGACGACGUCAAGCGACCAUACAUCAAGCAGCUCAUCUCCAAAGGCCUCAAAUUCCCUCUGCCCCACCGCAGCAGCAAGUCCAAGAAGCUGUUCACCCCGAACCGACCAAGCACCUUCGCUUAAACGCUUCACGCAUAUUUCCGUGUUCUGUUUUGGGGAAGCUGUGGUUCCUCACGGUUCUGUGAUGCUUGACCAUCUGGCAGUGGUUGUGUGGCAGUGCUAGGGUUGCCUGGGACGGUCAGAUCGGAGGGUGAUGAUACUUGCUCUUAACCACGAGGAUCGAGGAAGGCUAGAAGUGAAUGCGCACUCGGAGCAAAGCACUGUCCUCGAAAAUACCAAAGCAUCAAGGGGAAGAACCAGGUGCAGAUCGGGCGUCGGUUCUUGAUGGCCUAGUGGUGACGAAAUGCAAGCUCUGUAUGUAUGUGGCCUUCCAUGAGAAAAACGGUUGGCGUUUAGCGCAUGCAGUGCCAGCGAACAAAAAGACAAUGAAUGCAACUGCCAAAAUUUCAAGUUCAUGAAUAUUCAAGGUUUUUCUUUCGGCGAGAAUCUGCCUUUCCGUUCGAUUUGAGCCCAACCGCGUGAAACCCUACAGGAAUUCGUGUAAUACCGCGACCUGGGUCCUUGGCUGAUGCCGAGCAUCAUCGAGCAAAUGCUGACGAACAGAACAGAGCGUCGCUUUCAUGGCUCUAUCAUCAUUAUUCUAAGUAUGCACCUUCAGCUCACGUACUUAAAGCUGACUACUCGCCCUGCGAGCAUAACUGGCACCUCACAGCUCUCACGGCCAGGCCGCAAGUUGCAGAAUCCUGUAGGCCCAAGCAUAAAGAAGAAAAACAUGGUGUACUAUUCUCCCACGGUCUGCUUCAUAUGAAGCAAAGGUCUGAAAUGUGCCAUCAGGUCCCCUAACCCUUGGUGACAUCUCCCACAAAGAAGAUCAAGCGAUCAGCUGCAUGCUGACUAUUCUCGCGUCCCGCGCUGUCACCUCGACUCUGCGAAUGUUCUGGAUUCUUAUAUCUCCCAGAUGUGUAGGGAACUAUAUCUCAGUGCCUUCGGCGAGCACUUGACCGCAUUCAAACCUCACCUGGAAAGCAGAAACAACGUGAGUUAGCAGAGCUCCAAGAUUCCAUUCCACUUCGAAGAACACGGCCAAACCAACGGGGAUUGAAUGACAUGUACUCCCUCCACUCGACAUACACGAGAACGUUCGAAAAGACAAACAACGCUUGCGUCCAGAACAGGUCAUCAAACAGGACAGUAACAGAAUCCAAAACUCACCUUUAUGAGGGCUUCUCGCCCACCAAAUAUGAAGUUCAUUAUAAACCCGACAAUCCGGAUCACAAGCCUGAUCGAGGGCCUCCUCGCAGAGUCGUUCGACAUGAUCCUGCGCCCAGCCAUUAUAUCUGCAGAGCGGCGCGAGACUGAGCGCCUCAAAUCCAUUGCCGCCAUCCUCUUCAAGGCCACGCGACAUGACCUGGCCCCACCACAAGGCGGCACGAUGUUCACCGCGGUCAUCAGACCAAGGAUUCAAAGGGAUCCUGUAGACAGCAUGAUGGAUAUCCUUGAACCCCGCGGCGAGCAAGAGUUCGCCCGUGUCGGGAUCAUAAUGCAAUCGACGAUUGAUCGACGCAUAGAAAUUCUUCAGGUACAUGUGCCACCACUCAGUCAGCUUGCCCGGUCUGAGUGAGCCGUCGUCGCACCGCGGUUCAAAGUCGAGCUCGACAUGCUCGAACCAGCCGUAGCCGGGGACCAAAUGCUUCAGGACUUUGCGGUACAGACCCGGCCAGUCCGACACGCUCCCGAGUCCCAUUUGCAUAUGGAUCAAAUCCCAGGACCGUUCCCCCAUAGCCCAGGGACUCUCGUAGUCCCAGGGCACGCGCACGCUGACGUUCUCCGGGUGACAUUUGGAUGCCAUGUAGUGGAUGUCGACGCCGACGAAUUCGGCAUACGGGAACUCCACGGCCAUCUCGUUCAUCCAGAUCCCCGUCCCGCAUCCUAGGUCGAGUAUUCGCGGCGCCACGCGUAAUGGGAGUUUCUUUCGGUUGCUGCUUUUCCCCUCCGGCUCGAGGCCUGGUACCGGCGCGUUGAAAAGGCGGUGGUUUCCGCCCGGUCGUAAUACUUUGAACAUGGUGUUCAUCAUGUCGAGGCGGAUCUUCUCUCUCUCGUCGUGCGGAAACAUGUAUUGACCUCUUUUGAAAACCAAAAAUGGCCAUUGUUAG
Messenger RNA from Exophiala dermatitidis NIH/UT8656, 2732 nucleotides. RefSeq names its product 60S ribosomal protein L20. Gene Ontology annotation, cellular component: ribosome; cytosolic large ribosomal subunit. NCBI's taxonomy places the organism in Eukaryota, Fungi, Ascomycota, Eurotiomycetes, Chaetothyriales, Herpotrichiellaceae. Gene Ontology annotation, biological process: translation. The transcript is spliced from 4 exons. Bases 124 to 642 code for a protein of 172 amino acids. Gene Ontology annotation, molecular function: structural constituent of ribosome. The record is from RefSeq and is a predicted model, not a curated record.